Durusdinium trenchii is the source of this 1215-nucleotide messenger RNA. The record is from the annotation of a GenBank genome assembly. NCBI's taxonomy places the organism in Eukaryota, Dinophyceae, Suessiales, Symbiodiniaceae.
CUCUCUCCACUAAUUACUGUCGUUGUCUUUGCCAGCAAUGAGCAUCUGCAAGCUGUAUUGAAAAAGCUUCUGUUUCGACAAGUCCGGACAAGUCGACAUGCAGAUGGCAUGGCAUCCAUGAAGGUCUCGGUGGAGCAGAUCAAUGGGGAGGCCAUGGUGGUCGAAGUGAUGCCAGAGAUGAAGAUCAGCGACUUCAAAGCGCUGCUAAAAGCACAGCGGGUUUGCGGAGAUGAAGUCAUGCGCAAGAUUGCCAAAGCGGAGGUUUUGGUGGGAGGCCAAAAGACAACUGACGACAAUGCGACUUUAAUAGAGACAGGCAUUUCUCCUACUGCUCAAGUGCAAGUUCUCUUCACAACCCAUACGGUGGAGUGUUGCAGUAAACAUGACUCUGGAACAAAACCUGAGGUCUUGACCGUCGUGAAAAUUCCCGACUCAGCCGCAAGUAUCGGAAUCAAAGCCUUCGAAAACUGCCGGUCGCUGACCCUUUUGACCAUCCCCAACUCGGUGACCUCCAUUGGGGACUCUGCCUUUGCAUUUUGCGGAGAAUUGACACGUUUGACCCUUCCAGACUUCGUGACCUCCAUCGGAGCCCGUGCCUUUGCGUUUUGUGUGUCCUUGACCAGCGUGAAGAUUCCCAGCACUGUGACGUCCAUUAAGGCUGGCACAUUUGUCGGCUGCAGCGAGAUUACGAACUUGACCAUUCCCAACUCGGUCACUUACAUUGGAGCCAAUGCAUUUGCAGGUUGUCGUUCAUUGACAAGCUUGACGGUUCCCGAGUCUGUGACUUUCAUUGGAGACUAUGCAUUUGCAAGCUGCAGCCGCUUGACAAGCUUGACAAUUUGCAAGUCUCAAACUUCAAUUGGAGACUACGCAUUCUCAGGCUGCAGUUCUUUGACAAGCUUGACAAUUCCUGAGUCUGUCACAUCCAUUGGAGUUUGCGCGUUUGCAGAAUGCCGUUCCCUAAGAAGCUUGACCAUUUCCAGCUCUGCAAAUUCCAUCGGAUUCGAUGCGUUCAAAAACUGUGCCUUGUUGACCAACUUCACUGGCUCACCCGAUUCUGUGAGACUUUUGCAGCAAACAAUCGACAGCAAUAAGGCAGAGGCUUCGAAGGGGGUCUCUGUUUGACGUCCGGCUCGUGCGUUGGCCGAACAACGUCGUGCGCCCAGUGUGUGCCAACGAGUGCCUGUACAAAGAGCUUUAAGCGAGUUGCGGCCA